Messenger RNA from Trematosphaeria pertusa, 1648 nucleotides. Its product is annotated as mannitol 1-phosphate dehydrogenase. The transcript has 2 exons. NCBI's taxonomy places the organism in Eukaryota, Fungi, Ascomycota, Dothideomycetes, Pleosporales, Trematosphaeriaceae. The record is from RefSeq and is a predicted model, not a curated record. Bases 53 to 1366 code for a protein of 437 amino acids. Gene Ontology annotation, biological process: secondary metabolite biosynthetic process. Gene Ontology annotation, molecular function: FAD binding.
AUAAUCAUCAUUCUCCGUCCUCGAUUGCUCUAAACUGUUUCGCCUGCCCGAAAUGUCCUCCACAAACUCGCCCUCGAAGCCCUUCGACAUCGCUAUAGUCGGCGGUGGGAUAUCCGGCCUCACCCUCGCAAUCGCCCUCCUCCAGCAUGGGAUCCCCCUCACAAUUUACGAAGCUGCGCCGCACUUCGGCGAAAUCGGCGCCGGCGUAGCCUUCGGGCCCAAUGCCGCCCUCGCCAUGAAGCUCAUAUCCUCCAAGAUCCACGCCGCCUUCAAUAGUUGCAAGACUACGAACCAGUGGUCCAGCAAACAUCGAACGUGGUUCACAGUGCGCGUCGGCGACGCGAGGAAAGCGGAUAAGGAUGGCUUCGUGAAGGAAGGGACGAAGGUGGGCGACGCGCUGUUUGACGUGGAAUUCGGGAGGGACACGGAUAGCGGCGGGGUCUACAGAGCGCACUUCCUGGAUGAGCUGGUCAAAGAAAUCCCCGAUGGCGUCGCCAAGUUUGGGAAGAGGUUGGACACCAUUAGUCCGGUUGAAGAUGGCUCCGGGGAUGUGGUAUGCCAUUUCGCGGAUGGCACGAGCGCGAGACAUAGCGCAGUAAUUGGAUGCGACGGGAUCAAAUCCCGGACGCGAGAAUGGCUGCUGGGCAAGGAGGAUCCGGCUGCGAGAGCUGUCUUCUCGGGGAAAUACGCAUACCGCGGGCUGAUACCGAUGGAUAAAGCGGUGGAGAUGCUGGGCGAGGAAGUCGCGAAGAACAGCCAGAUGUUUUUCGGAUAUCACGGACAUCUGCUCACGUUCCCGAUUGAAAAGGGCAAUACGAUGAAUGUCGUCGCUUUCAACUCCUGUGAGCAUUGGGACAACCCUCAAUGGGUCAUCAGUACGACCAAAGAAGAGAUGAACGCUGAAUACGCCGCCUGGGGUCCGCACGUCCAGAAAAUCAUCCGCGCCAUGCAAAAGCCUGAUAUCUGGGCGCUCUUCUACCACCCUCCUUGCUCCACCUACUACAAAGGGCGUGUCUGUCUGCUUGGCGAUGCGGCGCAUGCGACUACGCCUCACCACGGCGCUGGCGCAGGUAUGUGCAUAGAGGAUGUGCUGAUACUUAGCACUUUGAUGAAGGAAGCAAAGAGCGUAGGGGAUCUGGAAAGGUGCUUCAAAGCGUAUGACGAGGUGCGGAGGCCGAGGAGUCAGCGGAACGUGACAGGCAGCAAGGAGGCCGGAAUGCUCUAUGAUUUCGAGCUGGAGGGGGACGACUUGGAUAGAGUUGAGAAGAACUUCACCUCGCGGAUGCGCUGGAUUUGGGAUAUAGAUUUGGAGGAGGAGAUUGAGAGAGCGAAGAAGAUCUAUCAGGGUGGGAGCGCGAAGAUAUAGAGCCAUUCCACCGCUGCUCGACAUUGGACGACAUAGAGGGUAUACACUUGAUUCCCGCCAUAUGCGCAGAUGAAGUCCUCAGUCUAUAACAUCGUCCCUCAUCGCGAAAAUCUCCUUCAGCACAUCAUCCGUUUUGCUCCCGAUAGCAUUAUGAUACAUCGCAUUCGUCACGAACGGCUUACACCCCCUAAUCGUCCUCGCCGUCUCCAUGCUCAGGUCAAAAUCCACAUACAUGUCAUCCACAUACACCGCCGCGUAAACCGGCACCUCGUUCCGCUUCAA